AUGCGUUACUCCAUCGCCGCCUCCGGCCUUCUUGGCCUUACUGCCGCCCUUCCCCAGAAGAUCAACAUUGAUGCUGCCCUGGCUGUCCCCACUCCCACAAUCUUGGGACCCAAAAUAGAGGAGACGAAGCCUGCUGCGAUUUCAUACAACCCCGCUGCCGCUGCUUCUGCUGUUGCCGCUAUCGUUAAGAGCGAGGGGGCCAUUGAGAAGCGUGGCGUAUACGACGUAACCAUCGAGGCAAUCAUCGAGGAUCGUAAUGCAACGAUGAGGAAGCGUAACGCGUGUGAUUUACAGCCUCUUGGUAAUGGCCCUUCUGUCUCGCCUGAUAAUGCCGCGGCAUUCUCCUCAGCUACCGAGUUGAGUAGGAUCGCUCGUACUGCUGGCACUCCGUCCGGUUACCAGCAGUCGUUCAUGGAUCAGAGCGGAAGCUCCCAGCAGAUUGGCUAUUUGACCUAUAAGACUUACCAGACUUAUGAUGUUCAGGGCUGUGCGGAUGCCUGCGACAGCGAGAAGUACUGCCUUGGAUUCAACAUCUUCUUUGAACGCGACCCAUCUCUUGAGCCUGGGCCCAAUUGCCCCGACCCUCCUUCCACUACCAACAUCAAAUGCUCUCUCUAUGGGUACCCUGUCGCACUCAAGGCUGCCACCAACAUGGGCCAGUGGCGUCAAGACUUCCAAGUCGUGAUUGCUGGUAGUAACGGUUACAGCAAGUCCAACAAGGGUCUUCCCACAGUAAUGGACUUCAAGGCCCCGACAAGCCUCCCAGCAACCAUCAACGCGCCUCUUGACAAUGGCUACGAUACCUACAGCGGCAUGCGCCUUUUCAACGAUAACCCAUUCGACCCUGCUCUCUGUGCUGCUGCGUGUGAAUCCCAGACAGCAUACGACAUGGCCCAUCCUGACUCUGAUGGCAAGUACAAGCCUUGCAACUUCUUCACCACGUACAUCCUUACUCAGAAUGGGGUCCCUCUUGGAACCUACUGCGCCUUUUACACACGCUCCUGGGAUUCCAGCUACGCCACAAACACUGGCUAUUAUUACGGCGAAGACAAGUACGAGGUAAUCAACGCUGGCUCUUACGAGAUCACUAGCCCUAGCACUGGUGUCAUUUCCAGUCCUUCGUCAUCAUCAAGCGUCAUUGUCAGUAGCUCGACUAGUGUCUCUUCUGUUCUGCCGAGCACUACCUUGGUCUCCUCAACUUCAUCAGCAACACCGUCUCCAACAUUUGCCCCAUUUCCUGAAGGUGUCAAUGUGUUGUUGAACCCAGGAUUUGAGACCGUUUCAAAUUCUGGACCUAGCACUUCGAUAACCAAUUGGUCGGGCACAGGUGGUGGUCGCGUCUAUCCCGUCAAGUACCAGCCGGCUGCCCACGGCGGAUCAGCCUACGCAAUCUUGCAGUAUGCUGGCAGCUUCAACAAUCCCACGCCAGUGAUGUCGCAAUCGCUUACAGCUUUCGACACAAGCAAAGCCUAUUCCCUUACAUUCUACUACGAUCUUCACUCAAUAGAUCCAAGCUCCAGCUGCACUCUUUCUGUGGCUUUAGGCGACGUGAAUAUCUACACCAAGGUCCUUACUUCCAACGAUGACCCAAGGCCUUACAAUUGGAAAGGCCCAAUCACCACAAAUCCCGUGAUUCCCUCUUCGCAUCAGGAAGCUCUAUCGUUCCGAUACGAAUGCACAACCUCCGGAAAUCAACUCAAUUCCUACAGCUAUAUUUUCCUUGACGAUCUCAACUUAAGAUCAAUCUAA
Messenger RNA from Ascochyta rabiei, 1749 nucleotides. RefSeq lists its product as uncharacterized. Lineage: Eukaryota; Fungi; Ascomycota; Dothideomycetes; Pleosporales; Didymellaceae. The coding region runs from base 1 to 1749 and encodes 582 amino acids. The transcript is spliced from 3 exons. The record is from RefSeq and is a predicted model, not a curated record.